UUUUUGCAUCUUGCUGAAGUCUAGAGUUUGCAGCGCUCUUUGACGACUACAUUUAUUUGAGAGUGAAAUGAAUGGAUUUUUGUCCAAAAUGAAGUUAAUAAUUUUCUUCAUCUACAUACCUUUUGUUUACUCAGCGUCGCACGCUUUCAUAACUACAUACACUGAAAUAAAUGGACAGACGAUUGCAAGAAUCCCAGAGAUUUCUUCUGUAGCUGCACUGGAUGGACGACAGAUUGAUUAUUAUGACAGUGAGAUAAAGAUGCUGAUUCCCAGACAGGACUGGAUGAAGGAGUUUAUAUCCGGAGACAGAUUUAAAGAAUACACUGAGAUCAGAGAACAAGUACAGCAGACCAACAAAAUCAACAUUACUGUUCUAAUGCAGCAAUUCAAUCAGUCACAUGGUGUUCAUACGUAUCAGAGGAUGUAUGGAUGUGAAUGGGAUAAUGAGACUGGAUACUCACGUGGGUUUGAUCAGCACGGUUAUGAUGGACAGGAUUAUGUCGCACUAGACGUGAAGCAGCUCAGAUACAUCACAGCUGUACAGCAGGGAGUAAUAACAAUGUACAAGUGGAAUAAUGAUACAGCCCAGCUUGAAUUUCUGAAACAAUACUACCAACAUGAGUGUGUUAACUGGUUAAAACAUUUCUUGAUGUUAAGAAAAGUGGAUUUGGAGAGAGCUCCUGAAGUGUCUCUGUUACAGAAGGAUCCCUCGUCUCCAGUGGAGUGUCAUGUCACAAGUUUCUACCCAUCAGUAGUCACUAUCACCUGGUUAAGAAAUGGACAGGAGCAUGAUGAGGAUGUGGAUCUUGGAGUGCUACUACCAAAUGAAGAUGAGACCUUCCAGAAGACAUCCUCCCUCAAUAUUCCACCAGACGAGUGGGAGAAGAACCAGUUUGUUUGUGAGGUACAGCACCAGGGAAGGACCUUCCGGAAGACUGCGGAUGAGAUCAAGAAUAACAACAAAUCUGUCCACUGCUGUGGUUUUAUUGAAGCUGUGAUCCGAUUGGUCCUCUCUGUUCUAGUGGGCGUGGCUACUGUCAAUAUUCUGGUUUAUGACAUCACAUCCUAAUGAGCUAAACAAGAUCAAGCACAUAUUUCCACAUCAGAAAGUAUUGAAAUUUGAAGCGGAACACUGUUCUUUACAGGUUCUUCAUAUGUGUGUGUGUGUUGUGGUGUUUUUGUGUGUGUGUGUGUGUGUGUGUCAUAAUGACUAUUUGAGUUAGCACUCUCUCUUAAUAUCAGACAGGGCCUUUAAAAAAAAUCCAGUUUGAAAGGCUAAAUUGUUAAUUUCCAUCAGAUUCAUAAAACAGAUUAAUAAAGAGACACAGAUCUCACUUAACUACUGUCCAUUUGUCAUCUGUACUUACUUGCCUUUAUCAAUAAAGUUCUCAUUCUGAG
Molecule: messenger RNA, 1398 nt
Organism: Cyprinus carpio (common carp)
Lineage: Eukaryota; Metazoa; Chordata; Actinopteri; Cypriniformes; Cyprinidae
Product: major histocompatibility complex class I-related gene protein-like
Exons: 6
Coding region: 68-1069 (333 amino acids)
Biological process (GO): immune response
Cellular component (GO): external side of plasma membrane
Source: RefSeq, a predicted model, not a curated record